This is a messenger RNA of Plasmodium yoelii, 1794 nucleotides long. Its product is annotated as conserved protein, unknown function. NCBI's taxonomy places the organism in Eukaryota, Apicomplexa, Aconoidasida, Haemosporida, Plasmodiidae. Bases 1 to 1794 code for a protein of 597 amino acids. The transcript has 4 exons. The record is from RefSeq and is a predicted model, not a curated record.
AUGGAAGAUAAGGAGAUAAAUAAUGAGAAUAACAACAAAAAAGAAGUUAAUAAAGAUGAUGAUAACAUGCAAAAAGAAGACGAAAUAACAAAAAAAAAAACAGAAAAUUCAGAAGAAAACGAUCUUUCACUUGCAAAAAAUGUUUCCUUAGGAAAGCAUUUGUUGAUUGGAAAUGCUGUAAAAAAAGGAAUAAGUGUUAGUGUGAGAGGAAGAGCAUCAAAUGGUGGACUAAAUUCAAAACAAGCGGGUUCAGCAUGGAAGAAAAAAGAUGAUAAAACUGGGGAUAGUCAAGGAGAAGAAAAAGAAAAAAAAAUUGAUGAUGAAUCAUUUCCAGAUUUAUUAGAAUCGACUGAAAAAAUAAAAGCAGAAUUAGUAAAAGAAAAAGAUAAAAAGAAAAAACAAAUUAAAGAUUUUAAAAAAGGAGAAGAAAAUAUGAUGAAUAAUACAUUCGAAAGUUUAGACAAAAGUAAAUUAAGUGAUGGUAUAUUUGAUAGGCAAAAAAAAAUGGGAAUGAAUAUGUUUGAUGGAUUUAAAAAAAAUGAUAAUAAUCCAAAAAGAUGGAAUGAUUAUCAAACAAAUGAUAUGGAUAAAAAUAGUAUUAAUAAUAUGAAUGAUAAUGAAACAAUUACUGGAUAUAUACUUCCUGGUUUUAAGGGAAAACAUAUGGUAGGUUUUAAAUGCUUUUUAAAGAGAGGUAUGCAAAAUCCACCACCACCACCCCCAUCUGUAGUAUAUGAAGAAGUCUCUUAUUUUAAUAAUAUAGAAAAAACUGGCAUCCAAAAAAAAUUUAUGAAAUUAAAUAAUCAACCAGGCCAGCAAAUGGGCCAGCAAAUGGGCCAGCAAAUGGGUCAGCAAAUGGGCCAGCAAAUGGGUCAGCAAAUGAGUCAGCAAAUGGGUCAACAGCUGAACCAACAAAUGAACCAACAAAUGAACAAUUCAACUAUAAAUAAUAUGAUGAAUAUGCAUAUGGGCUAUCCAAUGAAUAUGCAAAUGAAUUCUGGCCAACAACGAAAUAGUCCUAGUAAUAUAUUGAGUAAUAAUGAAGGAGAAGGUUUAAAUCGAAAUAACAAUAAUAUGAAUAUGAAUAUGAAUAGCAAAUUUUUGAAUGAGCCUCAACAUAAUAAUCAAAACCGAUUUAACAAUAAUAUAUUUAAAAAUAAUAAUAAUAAUAAUAAUUUUAAUAGAAAUUCCAAUUUUUUUCAAAAUAAGGGGGAUGAUAAUAAUGUAGGUAAUGGAAAAAUGAUAAAUUCUGGAGGAGGUAUGCAAGGAAAUAAUUUAAAUUAUAUGAAAAGAAACGAUAAAAAAGAUGAAAGAGGUUUUAAAAAAAAAGAUAUUGAUGCUGAAGGAAAUUGGAGGAAUACUGGAGUUCCUAAUAGAAAUGAUAUAAAUGAUAAAAAUAAUAUAAAUUUAAUAAAUAAUAACAAUAAUGGAAAUAAUAGAAUGAUGAGAAAUUUCGGAAAUGGUAAUAUGCCUGGAAAUAAUAAAAACAUGUUUAAUAAAAAUAAUGAAGAUCAAAAAAAUAAAAUGUAUAAAAAUAACAUGACAAAUCAAAUGACUAACAAUAUUGGAGGAGGAGGUCACGAUUCAUUUAAUUACGGUUCUCACAAUUUUUCUAACAAUAAUAAUAAUAAUAUAAAUAACGAAAAUAUGAAUGAUAAUAAGUUUGAUUAUAAUAAAAAUGCGUUUAAUAAUUUAAAUGCAAACAACAAAAAUAUGAAUUCGCUGGAUUCAAGAAAGGCUAGAAUGAGAGAUGUGAGAAAUAUUAAUGGCAAAAAUAAUAUUAAUGAUAGUUAA